UAUAAUAUAAUAUAAUAUAAUACUAUAUUCUUGUUUACACUCUUAUCUUAUUACACACACAAUAAGAGAAUGAAAUGGUUUCCAUUUGCAGUUGGUUUCUUCUUUUCUAACUGGUUAUAUACCAUGCAAAUGAUGCAUUUUUGUUUAAAAAAUUAGUCUAGUUUUGGAAAUUUGGUUUAAAAUCUUAUAAGAGUUAAAUUUGAAGCAUGAAGAAGAAUUUGCAUUGGUUAAAAGAAAUUUCUAACAAUGUGAGGUCUGGGAGAAGACUUUCACUAGGUGAAUACAAGAGAGCUGUGUCAUGGUCAAAGUAUCUAACUUCCUCUGGAGCAGCCAUAAAGGGAAAUGAACAAGAUGAUUGGAAUGCUGAUAUGUCUCAGUUAUUCAUUGGUGCCAAAUUUGAUUCUGGGAGACAUAGCAGGAUCUACAGAGGUAUCUAUAAGAACAUGGAUGUUGCUAUUAAGCUUGUUAGUCAACCAGAAGAGGAUGAGGAAUUGGCUGCUUUGCUUGAGAAACACUUUACUUCUGAGGUUGCUUUGCUGUUUCGUUUGCGCCAUCCAAAUAUCAUUUCAUUUGUUGGAGCUUGUAAGAAACCUCCAGUGUUCUGUAUAAUCACUGAAUACAUGGCUGGAGGCUCAUUGAGAAAAUACCUUCUACAGCAAGGACCACAUUCAGUUCCUCUCAAACUGGUUCUUGAAUUAGCCCUUGACAUUGCAAGAGGAAUGCAGUAUCUUCAUUCUCAAGGAAUACUUCAUAGGGAUCUCAAAUCAGAAAAUCUGCUAUUGGAUGAAGAAAUGUGUGUAAAAGUGGCAGAUUUUGGGAUCUCAUGCUUAGAAUCUCAAUGCGGCAGCGCGAAAGGAUUCACUGGAACUUACCGUUGGAUGGCGCCCGAAAUGAUCAGAGAAAAACGUCAUACAAAGAAAGUAGAUGUCUAUAGUUUUGCCAUAGUUCUUUGGGAGCUAAUAACAGGACUCACACCAUUUGAUAACAUGACACCAGAACAAGCAGCAUAUGCAGUUACUCACAAGAAUGCAAGACCUCCAUUACCACCUGACUGUCCACUGGCAAUUAGUAAUCUGAUCAAGAGGUGUUGGUCAAGCAAUCCAAAUAAACGGCCACAUUUUACUGAGAUAGUCAAAAUUUUGGAGAAAUAUACCGACUCACUCGAGCAGGAUCCAGAAUUUUUCUCUACCUACAAACCAAGUUCAAGUAAUAUGCUUGUGAAAUGCUUACCAACAUGUAAUGCUGGUAAUGAGUUCACUUAUAGCAAAGCCUAGGAUGAUGAUAAUUGUAUUAUACCAAUUCCAGGAAGGACUAAUAUGGUGCUAUUUGUAUUAACUUCUAGCUUACAGAGUCUUUAAUUAGAAGAAAAUUAUAGUU
Messenger RNA from Medicago truncatula (barrel medic), 1377 nucleotides. Its product is annotated as serine/threonine/tyrosine-protein kinase HT1. Gene Ontology annotation, molecular function: ATP binding; protein serine/threonine kinase activity. Gene Ontology annotation, biological process: protein phosphorylation. The record is from RefSeq and is a predicted model, not a curated record. NCBI's taxonomy places the organism in Eukaryota, Viridiplantae, Streptophyta, Magnoliopsida, Fabales, Fabaceae. The coding region runs from base 207 to 1274 and encodes 355 amino acids. The transcript has 3 exons.